GGUUCUGUCGCGGGUUCACCCACUGACUGAGCUCAAUCGCAAAGCAAGUGAUCGUCGCGUGCACUUACUGUGUGUGUGUGUGUGUGUGUUUGUGAGGAUUGGGGGUGGAGCACUACUGGGUGGCAAUGGGUGGAGUAUGGAGUUUUCGAUCGUGUGUUGUGGUGGUGGCGUUGGUGCUGGUGUGGGGAUCCGUGGCACAAGCUGUGCAGUUUGAGGUGAGCGCUCGGACUACCAAGUGCAUCGCCGAGGAGAUUCAGAACCACGUGGUUGUGGUCGGGGACUACAAGAUCGUGCACAGCGAUGAAUCGCAUAAGAUCACCGUGAAGGUAACUUCGCCUUAUGGAAAUCAAUUACAUUACCAAGAGAAUGUCCAGUCGGGCCAGUUUGCAUUUACAACUUCAGAAACCGGCAAUUUUAUGGCCUGCUUUUGGAUGCUGAAUGCUCCUUCUACGGCGACUGUCAAUGUCGCUCUGGACUGGAAGACAGGAGUCGCUGCCAAAGAUUGGGCAUCUAUCGCGAAGAAGGAUAAGCUCGAUGGAAUGGAGCUUGAGUUGAGAAAGUUGGAGGAAGCUGUGGGUUCAAUCCACAGUGAGAUGCUGUAUUUGCGAGAGAGGGAGGCGGAGAUGCGUGACUUGAAUGAACUAACGAACUCAAGAGUGGCAUGGUUUGGGAUUAUGUCUCUCUUCGUGUGCCUAGGAGUAGCAGGAUGGCAGUUAUGGCAUCUGAAGACAUUUUUUGAGAGGAAAAAGCUCUUGUAGUGUGUUGCGGAAAUAUUAGGUUGAGUGUUGCUCUGCUUUUAAGCCUCGGUUCAAAAGUAAAGUUACAUUUCCAUGACGAGAAAACAUCAAAAUCAUCAAGAUGGUAAUGACUGAACACAUAUGGUUAGUAAUCCUCUAGCUUUGCAGCUUGUUUUGUGCCCAACUUUCUUUGUACCAAAUAUCUGUUCAGAAAUGGCGAAAUUCAAAUGAUCGAAGUCAUCAAAUGA
Molecule: messenger RNA, 985 nt
Organism: Physcomitrium patens
Lineage: Eukaryota; Viridiplantae; Streptophyta; Bryopsida; Funariales; Funariaceae
Product: transmembrane emp24 domain-containing protein p24delta3
Source: RefSeq, a predicted model, not a curated record